AUGAGCUGUUCCCUGAUCCUCGUUCCGGUCCCGAUCCCCGACUUCGCCAAACCGGCUCCUCCAAACUGCUGCCACUCGCUGGCCAGCCAAAGGCAGUCGCUCCCCACGAUAUCCCCGCCUGUGACUCCCAUUGACAAGCUUGUGAGUGCAGUCACUUUACAGCGGCGCGCUAACAAUCAGAUGUGGCGGGACGUCGUCUUGCCUAGUCUCAAGAGUACACCCUCACGCAGGAGCCAGCAAGAAACUAGUCAACCCGCCCAGGUCGAUAAGGAGCACUGCCUGGCGCCUAACGGAAGCAGUUCAGCCUGGCGGCCACCCUUUCGCUCCCAGUCCAAUGUGCCCUCGCGCGACGUCCAAGGUUCACUGAUCGCGACCCAUGACAAGGUCCCAUUCGGAGAUGCCCCGGAAAGGAUCCAGAAGAGCCCUGUGCCCAAGCUGCUGGUCUCGCGUCCAACCCCGUUGGGCCGCAUAGAUGAGGAGAACGUUACUUCCGGAACUGCUCGUGGAGAUGAGAGCCCAGCUGAAGCUGAUGCUGCCCUCCACGAGCCAAUCCAAGAGUGGCCGAUGCCCAGCGGUGUCUGGGCUGAUGACUAUGGCGAUGACGACGUUGUGUCCGAUGUCUGGCGGCGAGUAUUCAGUAAUGAGAUCCGGAACCUCGAGCUCCGAAGCAUAGUCAAGAACUGGCCUGCAGCUACGGGCUAUUGGGCUAGCAGCCUGCGUUACGACGAAAGUAUUAGCUGGCCCGAGGACUGGUGUGACCCGGUUACAGCUGUGGCGCUUCUUGAAAGGGAAGACGGAGUUGAGUUCCGAUCUAUGCCUGAAGGGCAGCCAAAGUCCAGCGGGAGGAAGGGCAAGAAAAGAAAGAGGAAAAAUAACAGAUGGAGGGGAAGCAGGCGUGGGUGA
Trichosporon asahii var. asahii CBS 2479 is the source of this 903-nucleotide messenger RNA. RefSeq lists its product as uncharacterized. The record is from RefSeq and is a predicted model, not a curated record. Bases 1 to 903 code for a protein of 300 amino acids. NCBI's taxonomy places the organism in Eukaryota, Fungi, Basidiomycota, Tremellomycetes, Trichosporonales, Trichosporonaceae. The transcript has a single exon.